GCAUGUAGAGUUAAGAAAAAAGCCGUAUUUAUUUCACUAAAAUUUAUUUUUUGCGAUAUAAAGGUGCAAACAUGAUUAAUUGAUUAAUUUCAUAUAUUGUUUACGUCACGUGACCUCUUUCGCGGGAAAGAAAAAAGCUGCAAUGGCGCAGGGGAAAGUCACGGAUUACUUUUCUAACAGAAAACGAACUGGAAACCUGCAACCGUCCAAGAGAAGAAAAGUUCAAAGAAUAGAGCAGUUUGACUUGGGUUCUGUGACGUUUGGGGAGACUAAUUUAAAGCAGAAUGCAACAGGAACGCAGAAUUCUGAAUCGGUAACAGAUGUCCCCAUUGUUUCCAAAAAAUUAAAAACCAAGACAGAGGGGAAGGUCACUUCAACCAGACGGUCCAGUCGCAUUAAAACUGGAAAAUCUGCAACUGCUACCAAAGGUGAAAUCGAUGAAGCUUUCGAGAGCAAAACAAGAGUCAAAAGCAAGGCGGUUCAGCCUCUUGAGUCGGAGAAAGCGAGUAGCGAGUGUACUGUUUCAGAGACCGUGGAAGAAACCACGGCCAUUGCUGAUGACCACAAUGGAAGUCCACCUUGCACUCCGACCAAGCGUUUUUCAGAUGGCGAGAGCACCGAAACUGUGGCAAGAAAGAGAAGUCGAGCAGCCAAGGCUAUGCAAAAGGAUCUUUUAUCGGAAUUUAAUGCAAAAACCCCUGAAAGAGGAUUUGAUUUUAGUGAAUUUGCCGAGAAACCGAAAUUGACCACAAAUGCAAGAAAGAAGUUGGUUUUAAAGGUUGAAACUGUUUCUAAAAAUACUAAAGAAGUACAAGCCCCAUCUUCUAAAGAAAGUAUGGAGAAGGUAGAUUCAGCGGCUCAGAAGAGUAAAGUCAGUGUGGAGAAAGUGGAAGGUGACAAAACUAAGGCACAGGGUCCUUCAACUAAAGAAACUAAAGAGAAGACAGUUUCAGUUGUGAAAUUGGAACCCUCUCCUCCGUCGACCCCAACACCUAGCUUUCAAAAAUCUAAGGCACUGUCAAAAUCCGAAGAAUUGUCCAGGGACGAGACGCUAUCAGUAGGGACCCCAACUAUGGCAAGAGAACCCAGCCAGGAGACCCCCACCACCAACUCCACCCCCCUCCGAGAUAAAGUUAAGUCAGUGUUGAAGUCUUCGCCUGUGGCACAGGAGAGUAAAGGCAAAGUGGAAAAAGUUGAAGGUGACAGUGGAAGUGGAAAAAUACAGAAGUUGACACCAGCUGAGAUGAGACAGAAGCUAGCUAAGUGUGGCAAGUUAGCCGAGUUACAGGAGAGGCUGGCACAGUUUGAUAAAAGUUCUGCCAAGCUGAGAGAAGCCAAGGCCAAGAAUGCAGUGAAGGAAGCUGAGAAGGAUAAGAAUGAAGAGGAGCCUGAGAGUAAAAAGACAGCACCUGCAGCCUAUGAGAGAUUCCACAGCCUGGCCCAGCCAGUGGCGCCAUCUCUCAGCCUGCCCUACAAAUACAAGGUGCUCCUGGAGAUGUUCCGAAGCAUGGACACAGUCGUCAGCAUGCUGCACAACAGGACAGAAAUCAUCACAUUCUCCAAACUGAAGAAUGCUGUACAGGAGAUGUUGAGAAAGAACUUUGAAGUGAAACACGUGGGACAGAUCAAGACAGUUAAUCCUUUGGCAUAUAUCUUUAAACAAGAAAAAGGCCUACCUGAGUUUGGGGGAAAGUCUACUGACUACCAGCUAACUGUACAACCCAACUUUGAUACAGACAUCUCACCAGAUCAAUUGAAGAAUCUUCAAAAUGGGUCGACAUUCAACCACACGCCGUUCACUGCCACCACUCUGCUGGAGAGAAGGAACGUCUUCCAUCACAACCUGGUGUCUAUUGUGAAGCGCCAUCACAGGGAAUUCCUCUCCAACUUGAAGAGUCCCUUGAAUGUGAAAGAUGACGACUUGCGGAGAUGGCACCCGAAGUUUAAACUUGACCAGGUACCCGAUGUGGUUCCAGCACCACUACCAGAGGCACCAGUGGUCCGGAAAUACUCCACUGCCACCGAUGUGCUCUCACAAGCAAGGGGAAAAGUACCAGCUAAAGUGGAAAGAGCACUUGAGUCUGUGGCCAAGUUGAAAUUAAUAAAACCAGAAGAUGCCACAACACCCAAAAAGGAUAAAACAGUGUCUGCAGAGAACAACUCGCCUACCACUACACUGAAGGGUGUUCCAUCAUCUCUCUUGGAAAGGAUCAGAGCCAAGGAGGCAGCUAAACUGGAAGCAGUUUUAACUCGAAAACCAGAGCAGGAACAGCGAUUGAAAAUGCUGGAACGUCUCCCUGAGAUAGUCCGUAUACUGCGGUCGUAUUAUGUGACAGAGAAGAAGCCAGCUUUGUCCAUGGAGGCUGCCACUCAGAAACUUAUGGAUAGUUACAGAUCUGGAAUUGGAGCAGCUGAUGUGGAAACCCACCUGAAGUUGCUGACAGAGGUACUGCCCGGCUGGUUGACUGUGAUCACUGUGAAGAAGGGGAAGUUUAUCAAGAUAGACAAAAACCAGGAUGUCAACUCCCUGGUAGACAAACUGCAGAACAUUAUUAAGGAAAAGAGCUGAAAAUGAAUCUUCAGUAGAAAGAAAUGACCAUAGCAUACCUUCAUGGAUGAAAUUUUCUGAAAAUACAGAGCUAUGCAACUUUUGCCUCAAAGUGGAAUGAACUGCAACAGGAGAAAACAGGAGAAAUUCUUCAGGAGAACACUAAACUGAGACAUAUAAGUUGAAGAAGAAAGAAAUUGAUAUGGAAGAUAACUUGAUUUCAAAUGCCCUUGAUCUGAUUAGUGAAGUUUUUGUUUGGUUCCAUGUAGUUGUCACUUAGUUUGUGAUUUACAGAUUGUUUUUUAAAAGGCAGAUGUGCAUGCAGGACGGUUUAAGCCUGUUGAUAAAUAUACUAAAUAUUUAGAGGAAAAAUAGAGACUAGACUAGUUUGCAUGCACUUGCAGAUAUUUGACUUAUAAUGAAAAACAUAAUAAUAGUGAUGAUUUUAGUUAUGUUAUAAAAUUUAAAAAAUGUAGUUUAAGUAUUUAAACUUAUGAUGCCUAGUAUUGUCAAAGGUCAAAUAAGCUUCAACUGUGAUGUAAGAACAAUUCAAUUUUUGUUUCAUGUUUGGUUGUGCUUUUAAAUUUGGUGCUUCAUUCAAAAUUGGUCCAACUUGAGAUUUUAUAUUUGAUUAUUGCAUUUAUCCAUAAUCAAAGAACAUACUUGAAUGUUUACUUGAACUCCUAGAGGAAAACCUUCAGACUCAUUUAAAACUUGUUUUACCCUGUGAAUUAGCAUUACAUUUUUUGCAUGGACUUGUUUUUAACAAAGAUACAAAGAACUUUCAAAAUUUUUACAGAAAUCUUGUUCUCUUUCUUUUAAAUAAUAAAUUAUUUUCCACCAUUUUGUCUAUCACAUUUGUCACUAUAUCAUUACCUCUUUACCACAACAAAACUGACACCGAGGUCACUGAAAAUGCAAUAUAUUUAUUUUCCACAUUCUUCUCAUUUCUCCCGGAAGUCUCUACCAGCCAUAGCAAUGUUAUGUUCCAAGAUUAGUAUUUUGGUCAACAGUCAAGCUAUAAUUAUAUAUGGAAAAAGCUGGUGGUGGAUUCUGCAGCAUUCCUGUAUUAAAAUUGAGUUGUCAUCUUUGA
Molecule: messenger RNA, 3641 nt
Organism: Lingula anatina
Lineage: Eukaryota; Metazoa; Brachiopoda; Lingulata; Lingulida; Lingulidae
Biological process (GO): mitotic cell cycle; regulation of DNA-templated DNA replication initiation; DNA replication preinitiation complex assembly
Cellular component (GO): nucleus
Molecular function (GO): DNA polymerase binding; DNA binding
Source: RefSeq, a predicted model, not a curated record